ACGGGCUUGAACUUGUGGGCUUGAUAGGCUUGUAAGCCCAUAUGAAGCGCGGUAACGGUUUCGUAACUGCGGGAGGAAAGGAACACCUAAAACGGGGAGGAAGAAGCAGAGAGAAUCGAAGAGAAGCGUCGACAGCAACCGAAAGAAGGAAGGACGACGGAGAAGAAGAAGAAGCAGCAGCGUUAGUAGGAGGCAUUAAUGGCGGCACCAAUGGCGAUGCACGGAGGCGGUGGUGGGUACCAUCAACCGGCGACCCUAGAAGAAGUUAGAACUCUCUGGAUUGGCGAUUUGCAGUACUGGGUCGAUGAGAACUACCUCAGUUCUUGCUUCGCUCACACCGGCGAGGUGAUUUCGGUGAAAAUCAUCCGUAACAAGUUGACUGGCCAGCCAGAGGGCUACGGGUUUGUGGAGUUCGUUUCUCAUCAGGCAGCUGAAAGGGUACUGCAAUCCUAUAACGGAACGCAAAUGCCAGGGACUGAACUAACUUUCAGGCUGAACUGGGCUUCAUUCGGGAUUGGAGAGAGGCGUCCUGAGGCAGGGCCGGAGCAUUCUAUCUUCGUCGGGGAUUUAGCACCCGACGUUACAGAUUAUCUCUUACAAGAGACUUUUAGGACUCAAUAUACUUCUGUUCGAGGAGCUAAGGUUGUGACUGAUCCAAAUACCGGGCGGUCUAAGGGAUAUGGUUUCGUUAAAUUCGGAGAUGAGAACGAGAGGAACCGUGCUAUGUCGGAAAUGAAUGGCGUUUAUUGCUCGACUAGGCCAAUGCGUAUCAGUGCAGCAACGCCUAAGAAGACCAGUGGUUAUCAACAACAGUAUGCUACCACGAAAGCUGUGUAUCAAGCUCCUACGUAUGCAGCACCUGUCCAGGCAGUUGCAGCAGCACCUGAUACUGACCUCACAAAUACCACAAUUUUUGUUGGUAACUUGGAUCCUGCUGUCACGGAAGAAGAACUGAAGCAAACGUUCUCACAGCUUGGGGAGAUUGUGUAUGUCAAAAUUCCUGUUGGCAGAGGAUGUGGAUUUGUGCAAUUCGCGGCUCGACCUUCUGCAGAAGAAGCCAUACAAAGGAUGCAGGGUCAUAUCAUUGGUCAGCAGUCAGUUCGUAUAUCUUGGGGCAAGAAGCAGGACCUUACCGCUACGUGGGGCCAACAAGCAGAUCAGUGGAGUGCUUAUUAUGGUUAUGGACAAGGCUAUGACGCAUAUGGCUAUGCAGCUACUCAGGAUCCAUCACUAUAUGCAUACGCUGGAUAUGCUGGUUAUGCUCAGUAUCCUCAGCAGGUGGAAGGUGCUCAGGAUAUGACAGGUGCUGUCCCGAUGGUGGAACAGAGGGAAGAAGUGUAUGAUCCCUUGGCAGCUCCUGAUGUCGAUAAGUUAAAUUCAGCUUACCUUUCUGUUCAUGCUAGUGCUAUAUUAGGUCGGCCGUUAUGGAUGAGAACCUCGUCACAAGCUUAGGUACCAUCCCUCAUUCAGUGUAGUUCAGUUGUCAGGACUGGAAAGAAUAGUACUGUAAUUGCUCCAGUUAUCGUUAGCUGUGCUCAUGUUGUAACUCUAUUUAACUGCUGGUAAAGCUAUAUAUCAAAGGUACUUUUGGCAAGAUGGAUGGAUGAAUGUUUGAAAUAGAAAUAGAUCCAAAUAACUCGGUACGUUGUUUUGACAUUUGGACAUGCACACGUUAGUUUGUAACUAGGUUACGACAUUGGGCACAAUAUCGAAGCUUCAGAACCUUUGGCUCUCAAAUAGGAAUUCAUGUAUUUAGCAGUUGCAGACUGGGAAGACUGGCAAAAGUGCAGCCGUUGAAUUCAGGGUUUUUAGGGUUUUGCUUACAAUGGAUAUGCUGGUUAUGCUCAGUACACUCAACAGGUAGGGUUUCUUGACUUAGCUAGCUCAAAUACUCUGCUAUGAUACAAGAAUAACAUUUUUUAAAUCAAAAGGACAGGAUUCAAAGGUUCUCAGAUUCUUCAAUUGAUCUGUUUCUAUUAGGUCGGCCAGAAUUUUAUCAGUCCCUGACACUGGAUAUUUGCUUAGCUCCCAACUGCAAUUUCUAUUUCUGUCCCGUCUUUUUGAACAGAUUCGUCCUCCAAAGGACUCUCUGGCUUCACUUUUAUCUUAACUGGUUUCCCCAGCUUUGAUUUGUCUUCUAGUUUAGCUAUUUCCAUGGCCUUUUCACAGACAGGGAAGCCUUGAUCAUCCCAUGAUUCCGAUAUCACGCCAGAGCCUAUACAUGUUCUUCCAUUGUAGAAGGCUGCAAACUGCCCUGCAGCUAGACCUUGAUCAUCUUCCGACAACUGGACAACUGCAACUUCCUCAUCUUCAUCUUCACUCUGCUCUAUAGUCACAUUGCAAUUGUAGAACCCUGGUCCAUGCCUGACCUUGCACUGAAGCUGCCAUGUUUCCUGAGGAGGUCUAUCACUAAGCCAUUUCAGCGAGCCAACACGAAAUGAUCGCCUGUUCUUGUCGAUGGAGAAGUAGUUUCUUGAGACAAAAACUACAUUGUUAUUAACAUCCUUGUCAACAACAUACCUGGGACCACCAGGAAGUCGAAGACCCUGUCGCUGACCAAUUGUGUAGAACCAAAAUCCUCUAUGCAUACCAAGGAAAUCGCCUGUCUCUGCUUCUAGUAUGAUACCUUCUUUCUCCCCGAUCUGUCUCGCAACAAACUCACUAAAUUUGAUCU
Linum tenue is the source of this 2674-nucleotide messenger RNA. NCBI's taxonomy places the organism in Eukaryota, Viridiplantae, Streptophyta, Magnoliopsida, Malpighiales, Linaceae. The record is from the annotation of a GenBank genome assembly.